CGGCCCUCGAGCUGCCUUGGCCGAGUUCACCAACGCCUGGCUCGAAUCGACGGCGAACUGCACAUCCAGACCCGGAAACAGCUCCCACACGUCCCGCUACUGCUGCCACCAUGGCGUCCAAGGCGGCAGCCUCCGCUGCUGGCGGAGUCGUCAGCAUUUCGAAGAAAUAUACCCUCCAAUCGACCGGCAUCUGGGAGCGCAUCCGGCGCGCGACCGCCAUCGACCCGAACCGCUCCAACGGUGUGCCGCUCAACCCGUACAACCGGAACCCGGCGCCCGGCAGCAACGACCCGCUCAAGUACGACGACCCCGUCACCGCGCCGGCGGGCGACAUCGCCGACAACCCGUACUGGAAGCGCGACGUGCGCCGCAACUACCCGCGCCCCAGCGUCAUCAACCAGGCCCAGCAGGUCGCCCUGCUCACCGUCGGCAGCGCCGCCCAGCCGCGCGUCGAGCUGAUCGGCGAGGAGGGCAGCAAGGCGCUGGUGGCGGCCGAGCAAUCCGGUAAGGAGCUCGGCGUCGCCGGCUACCUGGAGAACAGCGGCGUCGAGGCCGCCAAGAGGGUCCUCGAGAUGACGGGCGGCCUUCCCCCGCUGCCUAGCGGGCAGAGCCUGCGGGGGGGCAAGUGGGACGUGCACAAGUAUAGCCUGAACUCGGAGCAGUCGUAUGGAGAGAAGUGAGUGCAUCCGCAGCUUUCUGGGCUCGGCUGGCUUAGAGACGAUUUGCUAA
This is a messenger RNA of Thermothelomyces thermophilus ATCC 42464, 729 nucleotides long. RefSeq lists its product as uncharacterized. NCBI's taxonomy places the organism in Eukaryota, Fungi, Ascomycota, Sordariomycetes, Sordariales, Chaetomiaceae. The transcript is spliced from 2 exons. The record is from RefSeq and is a predicted model, not a curated record. The coding region runs from base 111 to 680 and encodes 189 amino acids.